Messenger RNA from Galdieria sulphuraria, 818 nucleotides. RefSeq lists its product as uncharacterized. The transcript is spliced from 3 exons. Bases 95 to 712 code for a protein of 205 amino acids. NCBI's taxonomy places the organism in Eukaryota, Rhodophyta, Bangiophyceae, Galdieriales, Galdieriaceae. The record is from RefSeq and is a predicted model, not a curated record.
GAGGAAAUCACUGUUUCCGGAAGGGAUUCGUUAUUUUUGGUUGGGGGACAAUUAGUUCGUCGUAACUGGCGAGUAGGUUCAACGAAUAACCAAUAUGUCGUUUAUCUUUCGGGGAAUCAGAGGUCUAGCAAAUCCUCGUUGUGGACAACCUGUUGAUUUGCCUACCGGAAUAAUGUACAGCCUGAAGCAAAUGUCAUACAUUGUGCAGUUUGCAUUUUCAGUGGUUGUUAUAGCAAUGUUUUCACAAGUGAGAUUUUACCUCUACCGUCACUUUAAGUGUUCUUUCGGUGGCCAUUGGGAUUACGCCACGAACAGUGAAGUUUCUGGUCCCGCUGGUUAUUGCCGUUACUUUAUUGCACUGGGGAGUAUAUCCAUCGUAUUAUUAGCUUUGAUUGCUGCCGCCACGUUUGGAACUUUGUACUUUGAAGUGCCCAUGGACUAUGUGUUUUAUGGAGAAUGGGGAGUCAAUGCCUUUUUGUUUAUUUGGUGGGUUAUCGGUGCUGCCAUUAUUACUGCUCGACGACCUUCAGAUGAGUUGAUGCAACAACAGAACAACUUGCGCGAAGUUGUAGUUUCCAUUGGAUUUGCUUGGACUAUAUUCUUUUUAACGAUGUCCAAUAUUGUGUUUAGCGUGGGAAUAUAUUUCCAACGCAAAGCAGUUCUUUUGGAAAGGGAAGAAGCGGAAAAGGAAGCUCGAAAGAGGAAGAAGUGAGAAGGACCACUUGCCACAUUUGUGUUUUUGUGUUUGUGUGAUAUCUGUUUUUGCUCGAAUAUCCGUAUCAAUAAACUGCUUGAAUAACUAGUCAAUUGUUGCAUAC